AUGGGCUCUGAAGAAUCGUCGUGGACCCCCGAGUCCGUCCUUGCUACUCUCCCCCACCCCCCAGAGGAGAACUCGACGUCACCCGUUCCCUUCUUCCACUUGAUUGAGCGCCUCAAGACCACCAAGCGCGAAGGCUGGCGCCGCUUCGGAAUCAAUGGCGAAUCUAUCUCCGAUCAUAUGUACCGCAUGUCGAUCAUGACGAUGAUGGCCCCGCCGUCCCUGGCCACCAAGAUCAACAUCCCUCACUGCACAAAGAUGGCGCUCAUUCAUGACAUGGCUGAGGCUCUUGUCGGUGAUAUCACUCCCGUCGACCUGCACAUCACCAAGGCUGAGAAGGCUCGCCGCGAAGGCGCCGUCAUGGACUACAUCACUCAAACCCUUCUCGGCAAGGUUCCCGGAGGGACUCUGUCCGGCGCGGAGAUCAAGAGCGUUUUCCAGGAAUACGAGGACGACGAGACUUUGGAAGCUCACUACGUCCACGACAUUGACAAGAUGGAGCUGCUCUUGCAGAUGGUUGAGUACGAGCGUUCCAACGAGGUCGAUCUUACUGAGUUCACCCAUGUUGCAUCCCGCAUUCGUUUGCCGGAGAUCCAAGCUUGGGCUGCUGAGGUCAUUGCUGAGAGACGCAAGCAAGCCUAA
Penicillium olsonii is the source of this 639-nucleotide messenger RNA. NCBI's taxonomy places the organism in Eukaryota, Fungi, Ascomycota, Eurotiomycetes, Eurotiales, Aspergillaceae. The record is from the annotation of a GenBank genome assembly.